Messenger RNA from Penaeus chinensis, 4707 nucleotides. RefSeq names its product tonsoku-like protein. The record is from RefSeq and is a predicted model, not a curated record. Gene Ontology annotation, molecular function: protein binding. NCBI's taxonomy places the organism in Eukaryota, Metazoa, Arthropoda, Malacostraca, Decapoda, Penaeidae.
UGUAAACAGAGAGCGAAGGCGCGAAGAUGUAAGAAAAAGUAACCAAAUUUUCCUCUAAUAUAAUUCCACUGUAACUACGACGCGUUCAUGGUGGUUAGAGGAAAUUCGUAACUGCAUUCUGCGUGGUAAUGGAAGUGUCACUUAAUGAAGGAAUUGUAUGAGUGGUAUUCAUCACUUUCAAGAUUUGGAGCUUCCUUGUCAAACUAGACUGAGGCUUCAGUUGUAUCCAUUCUGAGGCAUGACAAUGACAAUGUUGAACACCAAAAUGACCUCUUUCUGUGUGAGGCAGUGAUAUUCUAAGCUUGUAGUGUUUGCUAUAAGGUGAUCUUCUCUCAGGAAAGAAAGGAGAUAAGAAUGAGAUUAUCUUUUGGAAUUUUGUGGAGUAUGUGCUGAAAGUUUACAAGUAAAGCAACAUGAGUAACAUUGCAAGGCUUGAGAAGGACAAGCGGCGUGCAGAGCAUAAGAAUAACCUUAAAGAGGUUGCUAGUUUAGCCAACCUUCUGGGGCAAGAGCUGCAGCAAGCAGGAGACUAUGAGGGCGCUCUGGUCCAGCAUCGUGAGGAAGUAGCCUUGUGUGAGGCGCUGGGUGACACCAUUGGUGUGGCUGUGGCACAACGCCGCAUGGGGGAAGUGUACAGUGAGAUGGGAGAAUGGGGAAAAGCACUCCAAUACCUAAAUAAAUAUUUAUCUCUUGCCAAAGAGGCAGAAAGUUUGGUGGAAGAGCAGCGUGCUUAUGCAACUCUUGGUCGCACUCAUUUGCAGAAAGCCGAGGAGGCAGGAUUGCGGGGCCAGGAGGAGGACCAGACAAAGGCUUUGACAGAAGCAGAGAAGGCUUUCUUACGUUCCCUUUCUGUAUGUGAACGUCUCAAAGGAGCAGUUGAUUCUCAGGAGCAUAGCCAGAUGCGUUGUCGGCUUUAUCUUAAUCUUGGUUUAGUUCUAGAUUAUCGAGGAAAUGUUAAAAAGGCACGUCACUUUAUAAGCCAAGCGCUAGAUUUGUGCACCAGUCACAGUCUUCAUGAAGAUGCACAAAGAUGCCAUUCAGCGCUUGGGGUUAUCUUGCUGCGAGAAGGCCUCCAGACAGAUGCCCUUCAAGAGGGUCAGAAAUCAUUAGCUUUGGCAGCCAAACUUCACAAUAAAGGUCUCCAGUGUGACUGUCACUCAUUCCUUGCACAGGUCCAUCUUGCUAAUGCUGACUAUGAGGCUGCAAAAAAAUGCUAUCACAAAGCCUAUAAACUGAAACACCCUGACCGUGAAGAUAGAGAAAGAAUUGAGAAAAAUUUAAAGUGUGUUGUAAGUAUGUGUGUAGCUGAGGACUCUCUUGUGAUGAUGGGAGAUUGCACUGAUGACGAGAAGAUAAAAUUAUAUGAAAAACUAGGGGAUGGUUCAGCCAACUUGGGAUUCUACACAAAAGCAAUUGAGUAUUACCAAAAAAUGUUGGAGUGCGCAGUCCGUGCGAACAAAAGCCCUUCGUUUCUUGCUCCUAUAUAUCUAUCUCUUGCACAGACUUAUUCUGAUAACAAACAGUUUUUGGAGGCUAAACAGUAUUAUAUAAAAGAAUAUGAAAUAAAGCUUCAAGAAGAUGCUAGUGAAGCCUGCAAAACAUUACUCACCAUUGCAGAUGUGCGAGAAAGGCUAGGAGAAAAUUAUGAUACACUCUCAGAUACCUAUCAUGAAGCUAGAGCAUUGGCUGCUAAAGACCGCAGUCCAAAACUAGAGGUUUAUGUGCUACGUUUGUAUUCGUGCCUUCCUGGUAUCCCAGAAGAUGUAAAAUGUGAGAUCAAAGAACAAAUGAAUUCACUGGCAAAUGAAAAUGAUUUAGAUCCAGAAGCAGACCUAAGUGAUGAGGAAGAAAAUGAAUGUGAAGAUGAGGUUGACCUAAAUCUUGUCAACUUUUCUGACAGUGAAGAUGACCAUGAAAACUUUGACAGGCCUAGGCAGUCACGUCAGAAGAAGUCUCUUGUGGUAAAGAGAAAUGAAAAAGGAGAAACACCAUUGCACAAGGCUUGCAUAGAUGGGAAUCUUACCAUGGUGCGGAAGCUCCUGCAACAAGGCCAUCCUGUCAAUCCUCGUGACAAUUGUGGCUGGCUACCCAUCCAUGAAGCAGCCAAUCAUGGUUACUAUGAUAUCAUUCUUGAGCUGAUAGAGGCUGGAGCGUGGAUUAGCGAUCGAGGAGGAAAACAGUGUGAUGGUAUCACACCUAUGCAUGAUGCUGCAUCUUGUGGAAAUAUAGAGAUUGUCAGGCUUCUUAUGAACAAAGGGGCCUCAGUCAUUGCUAAAACUGAUGAUGGUGAUACACCCUUGGAAAGUUUGGUAAAUUACAGGAGACGAGCAAAGCUUUCUAAAAGAGGGGAAGAGGAAUGUAUUAGACUUGAGACAGAGCUUAAGGAAACAAUGAAGCGUGCUGGGCACAAGAUACCAGCCAAGGCUUCUGACUCCUCUCCAUCAGAGCGCUUUAGCCCCAAGGAAUCCCAGCCACUGAAGAGGAGGACAAGUUCACAUACAUCUUUGUCUGGGAUAGAGGAAGUGUCAAGACAGAGAAGGGUUAGUGAAGAAAAAAAUAUUAAGAGUAAGCUGAGUUCUAGACUAGGCUUUGAAGAAGAGGAAAGUGAAGGGUUUCAGGACUAUGAGUUACCUGACCCUUGUGCUACUGGUAGUAAUAGUGGUGAAAGACCAUCAAGUGCAUGUUCUCUAGGAAAUCCAAUUGAAGCCGAUAUUGAAGAAGACUCAGAAGAAUUUGUUAAUCCUUUGCUGAUAGAUUUACAGGAGACGAAAUCAGCAACAGGAACUUACCUGAGUGCAAUUGAGAGUGUGGGCAGUGCUGUGCGUAGAGCUGAAAUACAGAAGAGUAGCUUGUCCCUUCCAAAGGAUAAGAAGCAGGCUCUUGUGACCGAUGAAGAGGUUGUAGAUGACUGGUUAGAUGAUGACCUUGGAAUAUUUUCCAGAAAAAGGAAAAGAGUGGAGAAACUUGAAUUUGAAUAUAAGGAACCCAAGAGAGAACGUAGAGUCCUGUCAGAAAAGAAUUCAUCAGAAAGAAUAUUAAAUCGGAGUAAAAAGGUUCGUCAGACAAAGUUGACCUCAAUUGUGCAGAAAUAUCCAGAGGACAUCCAUGAUGGAAGGAACAGUCCUUGCAGAGAGGGUGAUUUCAGCUUGAGUGACUUGAGAGAUAGUCCUGUAACUACAGAGACCAACAGAACAGUUGAUUCUCCAGCUACAAGUAACCAUGAGAGUCCAAUCACUCCCAGCAGUACACAGAGUACUAUCAGUGGUGGUGCCCUACGUCUCCGAGUUCGAGUGCAGAAUCGUGUCUUAUUGGUACCAGUAGCUGGUGCUGGACAGAACCGAACAGUAAGUUGGCUAGGAGAGGUAACAAGAAGGUAUUACCAGCUAGCUGGAUUACGUCCCCAUCUUACACUGACAACUCAGGAUGGUGCUGUCCUUGAUCCCAAUGAUCCAAUAUCUCUAGUGCUCCCAAUGGAGAUGUCAGAGUUGCAGGCACAGGUAACAGGUUGGGACUUGCCGCCUUUGCCUGAUCGCUAUAGCCAAGCAUGCCAGGCUCUUGGCACCAUUCCUGUGUCAUCAAUCUCUUCCAUCUUGCACCGCACAGAAGCCUCAACUAGUCUUGAUCUCAAGCAUGUAAGGCGUAUCACAACACUACAACUUCAGCCAGUUCUCAGAGCCAUUCAGUGCCAGCAAAGUUUGCGAAGUAUAGAUCUGUCACAUUGUCGACUGGGAGAUGACGGCUUCCGCCACCUAAUAGAAGCCUUGCAAUCCUUACCAUCACUUGAAGCUUUGCACCUGAGAGCUGUAGCUGUGACUACAUCAAGUUUUGUUGUACUUACAGAAGCUAUAACUUCUGGAGAAGUUCCACUAAAAUGCUUGACAUCAUUAGACAUGAGUUAUAACACACUUUCUGGAGUUAAACUUUCCCACAUAGGGACAGUUUUAAGCUUACCAUUGCUCACUAGUUUGAUGUUAAAACAUUGUAGUAUGUCACUCAUUGGACAGCAACAAAUACCCUCGAUAUCUUCAUGUUUAAAAACAUUGUCACUUGAUUAUAACAUCAUAAAUAGUGUGUCCCUAGCAAACUUGCUAUCUUGUGUACCACAGGUGUCGAGUCUGACCCUCAGUGGUGUGAGAAGUAACCAGGAGGCAAAGGCUGACUCCAGUGCACGUUUAGGUGUUGCAUUGUCUGGAGUCUUAGGAGCUGGAGAACAGUGUCUCUUGCAACAACUGGACCUUAGCUCUUGCAACCUCUCAGAUGCUGACCUCGAGGAUAUCUCAGCUUACCUAUAUCGUUGUCCCUUCUUGACCUCCAUCAACUUGGCACACAAUCCAGACAUCACAUCAUCAUCUGUAAAUGCUCUUCUUGAUGAACUCACAUCAAAUCUUGUUCUUCCACUCACUGAUCUUAGCAUUCAUGGUAAUAAGAGCUUCCCAGUGCAGGUGACAGCAAAGAUUGCUGCAACACUGAGACACAAAGCAGCAACAAAAUAUCCUAUGAAAAAAAUAUCAAUUUCAAGCAUGGACAGCAGUUCACAGUUAGAGGACUUGUGGAAAUCACAGCAUCAGCAAAAAGCCAGUGUAAACACAAUAAGUGGUGAAUUAUUUCUUGAGUGUGUUGAGAGCUGAACUUGUAUUGUUGGAGUUGGACAUUUUUAGAAUGUUUUAUAGAUAUAUUUUAUGGUAUAAAUGUUGAUAUGAAUAUUUA